AUGGGAAAUCGUCAAGGUUCUCAAUCUGAAAAUGAAAAUGACAAAAAUAAAGAACCUGAAGUUAAAAAAGUUUCUUUAAAAAAACUUUAUAGAUAUGCUUCAAAGUUUGAUUUAUUAUUAUUAUUUAUUGGUUGUUGUGUAGCAAUUGUAACAGGAUGUGGUUUUCCAUUUAUGUCAAUAAUAAUUGGAGAUAUAUCAUCAGCUUUCAUUAAUUCUAUGACACUUCAAUCUUUAAAUGUUUCAACUGAUUUAAAUAAUUGCCAUAAUGUAGUAUAUCAUAAUAUAGUUUUUAAUUAUACAUGGUGUCAAUUUCGAGACGAUAUAAUGGCAAAAUGUUAUGAUUAUGUAUAUCUUGGAUUUGCUAUGUUUAUAGCUGCAUUUAUACAAGUUUUAUGUUUUCAGAUAUCUUGUGAAAAUGUUAAUCAUAUUAUAAAAAAAAAAUUUUUAUAUGCAACAAUGAGACAAAAUAUAGCAUGGUACGAUAAAAAUUCAUCUGGAUCAUUAAAUACAAAAAUGUUUGAUAAUCUUGAACGUGUAAAAGAGGGCACAGGUGAUAAAAUGGGAUUAUUAGUUCAAUUUGUAGCACAAUUUUUUGGUGGAUAUAUUAUAGCUUUUACUUAUGAUUGGAGAUUAACAUUAAUUAUGAUGGCUUUAUCUCCAUUUAUGGUUAUAUGUGGUUUUUUCCUUGCUAAACUUAUGGCUACAGCAGCAAAAAGAGAAGCUGAAAAAUAUGCUAUUGCUGGUACAAUUGCUGAAGAAAGUUUAUCAAGUAUAAGAACUGUUACAGCAUUUAAUGGACAACAAAGAGAAUGUAAAAGAUAUGAAUUAGCACUUUUAAAUGCUAUGAAAGAUGGAAUAAAAAAAGGUGCUGUUGUAGGUGGUGGACUUGGAUUAACAUUUCUUAUAAUAUUUGCUUCAUAUUGUUUAGCAUUUUGGGUUGGUACAGAUUUUAUAUAUGAUGGAAAAGUUGAAUCAAAUGUUGUUUUUACUGUAUUUUUUUCUGUUAUGAUGGGUUCAAUGGCUCUUGGUCAAGCUGGUCCACAAUUUGCUGUUUUAGGUACAGCAUUAGGUUGUGCAUCAUCUUUAUUUGAAAUUAUUGAUAGAGAACCAGAAAUUGAUUGUUAUUCAGAAGAAGGUUUAAAACCAUCUAAAAUAAAUGGUAUUGUUGAAAUGGAAAAAGUAGUAUUUAAUUAUCCAUCAAGACCUGAAAUUCAAGUUUUAAAAGGUAUUUCAUUUAAAGCUGAAGCUGGACAAAAAAUUGCUUUAGUAGGAUCAUCAGGAUGUGGUAAAAGUACAACAGUUCAAUUAUUACUUAGAUAUUAUCAACAAUUAGGAGGAUCAAUUAAAAUUGAUGGAUAUAAUAUUGAAGAUCUUAAUAUUAAGUAUUUAAGAAAUAUUAUAGGUGUUGUUUCUCAAGAACCUAUUCUUUUUAAUUGUUCAAUUGAAGAUAAUAUAAGAUAUGGAAAUCCUAAUGUAACAGAAGAACAAAUAAUGCAUGCUUGUAGAAAUGCAAAUGCUGAAAAUUUUAUUAAAUCAUUACCACAAGGUUUAAAAACACUUUGUGGUGAAGGUGGAUCACAAUUUUCAGGUGGUCAAAGACAAAGAAUAGCUAUUGCUAGAGCAUUAGUUAGAGAUCCAAAAAUAUUACUUUUAGAUGAAGCAACAAGUGCAUUAGAUUCAGAAAGUGAAGCUAUUGUACAAAAAGCAUUAGAAAAAGCAUCACUUAAUCGUACAACAAUUGCUAUUGCUCAUAGACUAUCUACAGUAAGAAAUUCUGACUUAAUUCUUGUCAUGAAAGAUGGUGAAAUUUGUGAAAAAGGAAAACAUGAUGAAUUACUUGAAAAAAAAGGUUUAUACUAUGAACUUGUUAAUGCUCAAUCAUUUACUGAUAUCAAUCCAAAUGAAUCAGUUGAAGAUAAAUUGAGACGAGAAAGAUAUAUCAGUAGUUCAUCUACUAGAAGUAGAUCAGGAAGUAUAUUAUCACUAAAAAAAGAUGUUAAAGAUUUAGGUGAUCCUUCUUUAUUUACAAAAAAAGAUGUUGAUAAAGAUAAUAAACCUGAUGAUAAAUCUGAAUUAAAACGUUUACAACAAGAACUUGAAGCUGAAGGUGCUGGAAAAUCUGAUUUAAUUGAAAUACUUAAAUUUGCAAAACCUGAAUGGAAAUUUCUUUUUAUUGGUUUAUUAUUAUCAGCAAUUCAAGGAGUUAUUAUGCCAAUUUUUAGUCAAGUAUUUUCUCAAAUUAUGAAAGUAUUUUCAUUGACAGAUCGGGAAGAAAUGAGAAAAGAAGGACAUAUUUAUGCUAUGAUGUUUUUGGCUCUAGGUAUAUUUCAAGGAGUAACACUUAGUGUUUCUGCAUUUUUUUUUGGUUUGUCAUCAGAAAACUUAACUGCUAGACUUAGAUCAUUAUUAUUUAAAAAUAUAAUUGGUCGAGAAAUAGGAUAUUUUGAUGAUGAUAUACAUUCUACAGGACGAUUAACAACAAGAUUAGCAACAGAUGUACCAAAUAUAAAAAAUGCUUUAGAUUAUAGAUUAGGUCAAGUUUUUAGUGCAAUUGUUAGUUUUGGUUCAGGUAUUGGAAUUGCAUUUUAUUUUGGAUGGCAAUUAGCAUUAUUAUUAGUUGCUAUAUUUCCAUUAGCUGGAAUUACUCAAGGAUUUCAUUUUAAAUAUGUAAGUGGAAGAAUGAAUCAAGAUAAUGAAGGUAAUGAAGAAGCUGGAAAAGUUGCUAUGGAAGCUAUUGAAAAUAUAAGAACAGUUCAAGCUCUUACAUUAGAAAAAAAACUAUAUUCAAAGUUUUCAGAAUAUUUAGAAUAUCCUCAUAAAACAGCAAAAAAAAAGGCUUUACUACAAGCAAUGAUUUAUGGAGCAUCUAGUUCUAUAGUUAUUUUUGUAAAUGCUGCUGCAUUCAGAUUUGGUUUAUGGUUAAUUUUAAAUAAUGAUAUUGAACCACUUAAUGUAAUGAAAUGUAUAUUUGCUUUUGGUUUUACUGCUCAAUCAAUUGGAUUUGCUUCAGCUUAUUUUCCAGAAUAUGUUAAAGCAAGAUUAGCAUCUGGAAUUGUUUUUAAAAUGUUAAAUGAAAAACCUUCAAUUGAAUCAUUAACUGAUAGUGGUAAAAAAAUAGAUGUUGAAGGAAAUAUUAAUUUAAAAAAAAUUUAUUUUUCAUAUCCUCAAAGAUCAUCUGUUCGUGUUUUAAAAGGUCUUGAUAUUUCAAUAGAAAAAGGAAAAUCAUUAGCACUUGUUGGACCUUCAGGUUGUGGAAAGUCAACUUGUAUAGGACUUUUAGAAAGAUUUUAUGAUGUUUUAGAUGGAAAUGUUUUAAUUGAUGGUGUUGAUAUUAGAGAAACAAACAUUCAAAAUAUUAGAAGUCAAAUAGCAUUAGUAUCACAAGAACCAAUACUUUUUGAUUGUUCUAUAAGAGAAAAUAUUCUUUAUGGAUUAGAAGAUAAAGAAAUUACUGAUGAAGAAAUAAAUAAAGUUAUUAAAGAAAGUAACAUACAUGAAUUUAUUGAAAGUCUUCCUGAUGGAUUAGAUACAAAUUGUGGUUCGAAAGGUUUAAGUAAACUUUCUGGUGGUCAAAAACAAAGAAUAGCUAUUGCAAGGGCAUUAAUUAGAAAUCCAAAAAUUCUUUUAUUAGAUGAAGCUACUAGUGCAUUAGAUACAGAAAGUGAAAAAAUUGUUCAAGAAGCAUUAGAUAAAGCAUGUGAAAAUAGAACUGUUGUUAUUGUUGCUCAUAGAUUGACAACAGUUCAAAAUUGUGACUGUAUAGCUGUAGUUAACAAUGGUAUAGUUGUUGAAAAAGGAACACAUCAAGAACUAAUUAAAAAACGUGGUAUAUACUAUGAUCUUACUGAGCGUCAAAAUAUCAAUAAGUAA
Strongyloides ratti is the source of this 3870-nucleotide messenger RNA. RefSeq names its product LP14331p. Gene Ontology annotation, cellular component: membrane. The transcript has 3 exons. Gene Ontology annotation, molecular function: ABC-type transporter activity; ATP hydrolysis activity; ATP binding. Gene Ontology annotation, biological process: transmembrane transport. The coding region runs from base 1 to 3870 and encodes 1289 amino acids. NCBI's taxonomy places the organism in Eukaryota, Metazoa, Nematoda, Chromadorea, Rhabditida, Strongyloididae. The record is from RefSeq and is a predicted model, not a curated record.